Suillus clintonianus is the source of this 783-nucleotide messenger RNA. RefSeq lists its product as uncharacterized. The record is from RefSeq and is a predicted model, not a curated record. The transcript has 6 exons. The coding region runs from base 1 to 783 and encodes 260 amino acids. NCBI's taxonomy places the organism in Eukaryota, Fungi, Basidiomycota, Agaricomycetes, Boletales, Suillaceae.
AUGAGUCGGCCAGGUUCGACGGUGUCAUAUGCUCGUAAUGAACAUUUGAAUACAGCCCUUUAUGCUGCUUCGCCUGCCCCAGAGCCAGCUAUCGCAUCCCAUUCCUCGAUGUCCCACCAGGAAGAAAUGGAACGCUUUACUACGAUCCUGAGGGACCUGGAGAGCCUAAUCAUUCAGUUGCCCAUCCAAUCACUGGCUGCCCUUCCUCCCAAUCACGAUCUUCGUCACCUUGUUCGGCAGAUCCUGUUUGUCGCAGCGAAUUCCAUGGACCACAACCGCACUCCCCUCCAUAUGUCUCAGAAGAUUUUGUGCCGCUCGUUUGAAGAUGUUGCUAAAGAGGCUAUUACAUGGCCGCUGCUCUAUGCGGAGGAUGAGCGCAAACUUAACAUUCCUGUCACUGUGACUCUGCUACGCAGCGGAUUUAUCAGCACUUCGCUUCAGGAUCAACAGCUGGCGAAGAAUUUGUUUACUGAUCUUCGCCCCAGUUUGCAAAACUUCGCAGCGGGUCUCAUUUGCGAAUGUCUAUCAAGUGAUCCCGCGGUUGCUUCCCAGAGUCAGUUGGCAUUUUCUAUUGAAGUUCUUGGACAGUUAGCACAGGCUGGCGAUGCCAAUGAAGGGGUGAUUCGCAUUCUUGACGAUGUUCGAGUUCCCUCAAGCCAGAAACCGAGCAGCUCAAAAAAGUCGUUCAGCCAGUCCCAGCAAUGGGUUUUCAUCUUCCAAAGGUCUCAGUCUCCGGAGAAAGCUUUCGGCGUCCCCUUCAUCUCCCAGCUCACGAAGCAGUGA